CCACCCCCAUCCCCCGUUCUGCUGGCGGUGGCGGCAGAGAGUGGAUAGGUAGGGGCGGCCUGGUCCCCGUGCAGCCCGCCCGCCUCCCCGAAGUGGAGCGGUCUCUGCCUCGGCCUCCUGCGCUCCCAUCCGCGACCAGUGGAGCCCCCUCCCGGCCCCGGCAUGGAGCCCCCAACGCCCGUCGACGCCGAGCCCCCCAUGCCCGCCGCGGACCAGCCCCCCGAGCUGCCUGGCGCCCUCGGGUGGCACGGCGGCCUGAGGAGCGCGCUGCCCCCUGACGUGAAGCGGGAGGCGGCCGCGCUUGCCAAACUCGCGGGCCCGGUGUUCCUGGCACAGUUGAUGAUCUUUCUCAUUAGCGUCGUCAGUUCCAUAUUCUGCGGACAUCUGGGCAAAGUCGAGCUGGAUGCUGUCACACUUGCCACCUCGGUUGUGAACGUUACUGGGAUUUCAGUGGGAACUGGCUUAGCCUCUGCCUGUGACACGCUGAUGUCUCAGUCCUUUGGAGGCAAGAACCUGAAACGCGUGGGGACCAUACUUCAGAGAGGAAUUCUCAUCCUGUUGCUGUGUUGCUUCCCUUGCUGGGCCAUCUUCGUCAACACUGAGCGCCUCCUCCUGCUCUUAAAACAAGACCCUGAAGUCUCCAGGAUAGCCCAGAUUUAUGUGAUGAUUUUCAUUCCUGCUCUUCCUGCAGCAUUCCUAUUUCAGCUGCAGACAAGAUAUUUACAAAGUCAGGGCAUCAUCAUGCCCCAAGUUAUUACUGGAAUUGCAGCGAAUGUCGUCAAUGUGGGUAUGAAUGCCCUCUUGCUGUACGCCCUGGACCUUGGAGUAGUAGGGUCUGCCUGGGCCAAUACCACCUCCCAGUUCUUCCUGUCUGCUCUUCUUUUCCUCUAUGUGUGGUGGAAGAAAAUCCACAUCAACACCUGGGGAGGUUGGACGAGGGAGUGCUUCCAGGAGUGGGGCUCCUACAUCCACCUGGCUGUUCCCAGCAUGUUCAUGGUAUGCAUCGAGUGGUGGACCUUUGAAAUCGGGACCUUCCUGGCAGGACUGACUAAUGUGACAGAGCUUGGAGCCCAGGCAAUCAUUUAUGAACUGGUCUCCAUGGCCUACAUGGUGCCCCUUGGCUUUGGUGUGGCUGCCAGCAUCCGAGUGGGCAAUGCUCUGGGGGCAGGGGACGCUGAGCAGGCCCGGUGCUCCUGUACCACUGUUCUCCUGUGUGCUAGUAUGUGCGCACUUGCAGUGGGAGUUCUACUCACAGCUUUGAAGGAUGUGGUUGCCUACAUAUUCACCAGUGACAAGGAUAUUAGUUCUCUUGUGAGCCAAGUGAUGCCAAUUUUUGCUCCUUUUCAUCUAUUUGAUGCACUAGCAGGUACCUGUGGUGGAGUACUGAGAGGUACUGGAAAGCAAAAGAUUGGUGCUAUCCUGAAUGCCAUUGGUUACUAUGUGUUUGGCUUUCCCAUUGGAGUGUCUCUGAUGUUUGCUGCUAAGCUUGGGAUAAUAGGUCUCUGGUCCGGAUUGAUAGUUUGUGUCUUCUUUCAAGCCCUUUUCUAUUUGGUGUGUAUCCUGAGAACAAACUGGAACAGAGCUGCAGAGCAGGCACAGGUUCGAGCUGGGCUAAAAGGCAAUAAAGACACCAUACUGACCCCAACAGAUCUACCGAACCUGGAAAGAGAAGUAACUGAUGGCAUGAUUUUACCUGAUAUUGUCAGACCAGAGAGUCAGACUGUCCAGCUGAUGGUACUAGAAGAAAACCAAUAUGUGGUUCCUACCAUUGGAGAGAUUUUGACAGUGAGACAGUUGAUUUUCUAUCGUGGAACAGCAUUAGCUGUUGCUACUGCUAUCCUUGUGGUAGGAAUUUUAGUAAGAGUUUUCAGUGGCCAUAAGUAAAAUAGAAAAAUCAUCACCAGUGUACAAAUUAGCAAUAAUUUUAUGCUCUAUAUUAGGCAUGAAAAAUGGUCCUGUUAUCUGGACGGUGGUUUCAUUAUCAACCGUGGGAGGAAAGGAUAUCAACUUAGUUGUUCUGAGAAAUUACUCACUGUACUAGAGAUGAAGAACAGAGCUGUAGUUUUGGCAGGGUCAAACCCAGGUCUUUGUACACCCUAAACAUGCACUCUCCAUAGCACUGAACUACACUCUCAGCCCCAAGGGUCGUUAAGUUUAGUAUACUUUUCUCUGUUAACUUUAUUAUGCUUUCUAAAUAUAGACAUUUGAUAUUCCCUACUGUCAUAUAAAAUAUUAUUACUUGUUUGUAUUUCUCUGUUAACGUACUUUGUCUCAGAAGGGAGUACAUAUUAAGUGCCUAAUAAGUCUUAUGUCAUAUAAGCUUUUAUUAAAACAAACACUUUAAAAUUUAAAAUGUAUGCUGACAGUAUUUGAUACUACAAUGUCAAUGUAAAGAAAAUCACUUACUUUUUUUGUCUUGUAACUAACUUCUGUGUCAACUUUUUUUUUAAUCAAAAUAGUUUAUUAACUUUUCAAAAUAUAAACAAGGGGAAGAAAAAUGACUAAAUGGUAGCAUUGUUUUUCAAAAUAAAAUUGCAACUAAUAUGCAGAUCUCCAGGCUUGAAUCUCCAUAAAUAAUUUCGAGGUGGUAGAUUGUAAUAUUUCAUAUGCCACUGAUUAUCUAUGUCUUUUGUUAAAAACACAAUGGAACUUGCAAUAUGCAAGUUUGUAUGAAGACCUGCUACACUGUGAGAAAGUGUUGCUGGGCUGGAAGGGCUUUGUUACAGGCAAGAUUCCUAGGAUUAUAUUUGAGAUGGCAGAGAAAUAGAUUUCACAGGGCAAGAACACUAAUUGGUAUUAAUAUUUCACAUUUAGGUAACAUUGUUGUGAACCCCCUCAAGUCACUUAAUCUCCGCCCUUUAAUGCCUUCACCAAUGUUCCUACAGUUCAUCUACGUUCUCUCUUAAAUAGGAGGACUUGAAAUGGGACACCUGGAGCCAGGUUAACAUGCAGGGCAGACUUUAAAAGAAACUUUCUGUUAUCACUUGCUGCUAUUGGGAUCCAAUUCCCUCCCCCCCUUUUUUUGGUACCAGGGAUCGAACUUAAGACCUUGGGCUUACAGUACCACUGAGCUAAAUCCCCAGCCCCCAAUUUCUUUUUAUUACAUGUGAAUUAAUACUGCUUUUAAUAAGCUUCCUUUACCAAAUCUAGAGAAACGAAAUUUAGGUGAUCAAAGCAGACAGUGCACAGCCCUCAAACAACUAUUUAAAAACAGGAGGGGAAUUCUGUGGCAAUACAAAGUAUCCCAAAAGUGUCAGUGUAAUCCCAAGCCU
Messenger RNA from Heterocephalus glaber (naked mole-rat), 3272 nucleotides. Its product is annotated as multidrug and toxin extrusion protein 2-like. Gene Ontology annotation, cellular component: membrane. The record is from RefSeq and is a predicted model, not a curated record. Lineage: Eukaryota; Metazoa; Chordata; Mammalia; Rodentia; Bathyergidae. Gene Ontology annotation, biological process: xenobiotic detoxification by transmembrane export across the plasma membrane. Gene Ontology annotation, molecular function: antiporter activity; xenobiotic transmembrane transporter activity.